Rotaria socialis is the source of this 1371-nucleotide messenger RNA. The record is from the annotation of a GenBank genome assembly. Lineage: Eukaryota; Metazoa; Rotifera; Eurotatoria; Philodinida; Philodinidae.
AUGUCGAAUAAUUCAUCUCUUAUUGACCAUAGCAGCAGUCUUGAUUAUAUUCUACUCCUGCGUCUGAUAGUUUGGGGUUAUAUAGGUAUGGUUUUAAGUUUAUUUGGUAUCGUUGGUAAUAUUAUUACCGUCUUGGUACUUAUAUCUCCGUCAAUGCGUACUACAUCUACAAAUAUCUAUUUGACAGCGUUGUCAUGUUCAAAUAUACUUUUUCUUCUUAUAUUUAUCCCAUCAUAUUCGUUGAGAUAUCUAAUAGGUUAUGAAUUGUAUAAAACAAAUCAACCUCCGUUUGCCUUCGAAAUACUUUUAACACGUUUACCAACAAGUCCUAUAUAUAAUACCAUUCUUCUUUCCAUUAUAUAUCUGACUAUAGCUGUAUCAAUGGAUCGUUUAAUAUUAGUGCAAUUUCCAUUGAAAGCUAGACAAAUCUUAACGCAACGCGCAACAUUAAUAACCAUAAUAUUAAUUUACGCCUUUUCUAUAGUGUACUGUAUACCGUAUUGGUUAGAGCAACGAUAUGUACCAGAUUUAAAAACCUGUGUUCUAACAAGUAUUGGCCAACGAAUUCAUAAAUAUACUCGCAUCUAUAUUUAUAUACCUGUUGUUUAUUUAAUACCAUUUGCUACAUUAACAUGUAUAAAUGUAACCAUAAUACAAAAUUUAAUUGCCAAAAAACGUCGCAAAAAACAUUUAUGCGGAAAGGCAAAUAAAAAAAAACAGGCCGAUUAUCAUAUAACAUUGAUGCUUGUUACAGUGGUCAUUGUUUUUGUUCUUUGUCAAUUACCAUUGUUAAUACUUAAUGCUUGGUAUGCUAUUGAUCCUCAUGGUUCGUAUCAUAAUUUUUUAUUUCAAUCAUUAAAUAUAAUUGGCAUAUUACUUAUUGUUUUUAAUACAUCGACAAAUUUUUUACUUUACUGUUUUUUUGGACAAAAAUUUCGACAAACAUUAAUUGAAUUCAUGUUACGUAUGCUACCGAAACAACGUAAACCAGCAAAUAUGCAAACCCGAAUUUCAAAAAUAGUGAACAAUCAACCGUUACAAUCUGUAGAAAAAAAUCAAACGGAAAAACAACAACGUAUAUCAACAAGAGAUUCUUUUACAAAAAGAACGCCUUUGAUAAUUGAUCAAACAAAAACAAAUGAAUUAAGUCAAGAGACUGUAAAUAAUAUGUUAGAUCAAAAACUUGAAAAUGACAAAUCAAAGUCAACUUCAAUGCAAACUACAAUAAAUCAUCAAGAAGAAUCCGAUCGACUAAUAACAAAAUCUGAACAAGUAUUGAUAAUGAAUGAAAAUUUUCCAUCGAAACCAGAUCAACAAUUUAAAUUAUAUACGGGUACAAAUGGUAAACGAAUAUUAGUAUUGAAAAUUUGA